GCCAGCUGAAUACAUCAAUCAGAAAACUUCAGUCUGAUCAUAUUUUCCAGAUUCUUCGCUAUUUUUACUCAGAACCAAAGGUACUCUAUGUCCUAGAUUCGUACUAUAUUCCAAAGUUAACACCUUUGGAGCAACGUCUAUCUCACAACCAUGAGUCACCGCGAGCGACUCAAACGUCGGUGGCGCAGCAACUCUCCGCUACCAGCUAGCACGCAUAGCAUGCGUACUCGUUCAAAAACCCAACAUCUAUGUCGGAGAUGCCAAAAUGUCAAUCUCAACACCGCCUUCAGCAGAAAGAAAUACACUAAAAAGGGCACUAUAGUCUUUGACAUGGGAAACAUAAGCACAUGGAAACCUAACUCAUGUGCCUUAUGUGAGCUUCUAAUGAGUACUUUCCAGCCGAUUGAUCAUGAGUCGCAUAUUCUUAGAUGCUUUUCCAGCAGUACCAUCACAUUUGACCCUCGUUGGCAGUCCGUUGACAUAAAUGUGCUGUCACUGGAUCCGGACCCAGCCGAUCCUCCUAGAUUACUUGUUUCAAAGCUCAAAGAUGGUUCUGAUGUUGUUCGCAUCCUAGAUUCGACUAUUCAUUUUGAAGUAGUUCGGGAAUGGGUUAAUUAUUGUGACAAACACCACAUACACGACUGUGGCUUACCGGGAGGAUCACGCGCCGUAUGUUCUUUGGCAUCCUUUAGACUUAUCAACUGCAAGACGCGAAAAGUCAUUCGUGCCCCGAAGCAACCAUAUACCGCGCUAAGCUAUGUCUGGGGGAUUGGAGAGGGCCCUACGUUUUCGGAAGAACUCCCUGAAGAUGUAUCCAAUAUCAUUGAUGAUGCGAUAAAAGCCACGUUAGAGCUUGGCUUUCAGUAUAUGUGGGUUGAUAGAUACUGUAUCAACCAAGGGGCCCCUGAAGAGAUUGCUGAGCAAGUCCCUAAAAUGGAUUUGAUAUAUAAUUGCGCCGAAGUGAUUAUUAUUGCAGCUGCCGGUCAAGAUCCUAGUUAUGGUCUUCCUGGUAUCCGAUCUAGAAGUUUAACACAACCUCACGCGAAAGUCGGCGAUCAAUUUCUAGUGUCCACACUGCACGAGCCUGAUGACGAUAUCUUGUGGUCGAAGUGGUGGAGACGUGGCUGGACACUUCAGGAAGGUGUACUAUCACGUAGGCGAUUGGUGUUUACUGAUCACCAAGUGUAUUAUGAAUGCAGUGGUAUGUACUGUUUUGAGAGUUUGAGCUUUCCUCUCUCAAAACUCCAUACUAAGGAUCAACAACGAUUCAAAUCAGCAUUACUCAACGGCACGAAUAGUCGAAUAUUCCCACACAAGCUCGGAAAUACGGGUUGGGAAGUGAUAGAACAGAUUCAUGAUUAUACUGGAAGACUUUUAACCAAAGGUUCUGACAUCCUGAAUGGAAUCUUGGGUAUAUUAAGAGCCUUGGAACAAAGUCCACGGAGACUCAGACAUUGCUUAGGCGUCCCAGUAAUAUCGCGCCCUACUCGUCCUAAUAAUCGUCAACUCCAAUCCAAGUACGAUUCAAUGGUAUGGACACCUACAAUAGGACUUUGUCUUGGCCUUUGCUGGGACGUCCAUAAGCCAAGUACUCGACGGGAAGGUUUCCCCUCCUCGUCUUGGACUGGAUGGUACGGACAGAUCGAAUAUGUUUUUAGUCAGAAGGAAUGGAUAUAUUAUCAAGGGAAUCAGGAUAUGAAAGUAGACGUUCAGUUGCAAGAUGGGCGAAUGAUUUCUUGGGAUCAAUUCGAAACGGUGUAUGGCGAGGAAAGUCUACACAUAAGGCCUACGCUUCACAUCGCAACAUGGGUGAUUCCACUUGAGAUCUUAGGUGUAAAGGAGUUCUACGGCGAUCCUGAAGACGGAAGAGAGGUCGAAAUACCCAUAGAAGCACUCGUGAAAACAGUAGAUGGGCGCUCUUUACAGUGGUAUUUCCCGCCAAUGUCGGAUUUCUCCGAUUCCAUAUCUCCCUCUGGAAAAUGGAUAGCAGUGAAUUUGGCGCAAGAGAUUUAUUCCAAAGCUUACUUUAGAGGAAUCUGGGUAGUGAUUCUGUAUGAGAUGGAAUCGGGGGUAUACCAACGUGUCGGUAUCAAUAAGAUGGAAGCAGAUAACAUGAAUGAUCUUGAUCCUGAAGACGAAUCACGACAGCAGUAUCGAAAAUAUCAGACACCUUUGGACCUUAAAAGGACUGGUUGGAGUUUGAACUUGUUUGAGUUACGAGCGCAUUUCCGACCUAGGUCCCGCUUUACGGAUGACCAUUAAAGACAACUUAACAAUCGUUACAUCAGACAAAUCUCAAACCCGGAGCUUCAAAUGGCUGGAACAACUUUCAAUUGACUUCUAUUUUAGAGAUAACUACGAAAUUCUUGUACGUCUACCUAACUCGCGAGACACGUACAAGGAUAGGAUGCAACGAUGUGUGUUGGCAACGAAGGCUGACCUCAUUACGAUUAAACCG
This is a messenger RNA of Hypoxylon trugodes, 2458 nucleotides long. Its product is annotated as heterokaryon incompatibility protein-domain-containing protein. NCBI's taxonomy places the organism in Eukaryota, Fungi, Ascomycota, Sordariomycetes, Xylariales, Hypoxylaceae. The transcript has a single exon. The record is from RefSeq and is a predicted model, not a curated record. The coding region runs from base 151 to 2262 and encodes 703 amino acids.